UAUAUGUCUCUGUCUGGCUCGCUGUAAUCAUUGACUCGUCAGCAUCAUCAUGCCUGAACCAGCGAAGUCUGCUCCCAAGAAGGGCUCCAAGAAGGCCGUCACUAAGACCGCCGCUAAAGGAGGAAAGAAGCGCAGAAAGUCCAGGAAGGAGAGCUACGCUAUCUACGUGUACAAAGUGCUGAAGCAGGUCCAUCCUGACACCGGCAUUUCUUCGAAGGCGAUGGGGAUAAUGAACUCUUUCGUCAACGACAUCUUCGAGCGCAUCGCCGGUGAGUCGUCUCGUCUCGCUCACUACAACAAGCGCUCCACCAUCACCUCGAGAGAGAUCCAGACCGCCGUGCGUCUGCUGCUGCCCGGAGAGCUGGCCAAACACGCCGUGUCUGAGGGCACCAAGGCCGUCACCAAGUACACCAGCUCCAAGUAGAUCUCCGCUCCGACACCGAGACACAAAGGCUCUUUUAAGAGCCACCCAUCUCAUCACUUAAAGAGCCUGUGUAAUGUCUCAGUUGGGGGGUAGAAAAAAAAGCGAGAAAUCUGGCUGAAUGGUUAAAAUUGGGGCUGUUACUUUUACUUUUUAUUAUUUGUUUAUUUUUGCCAUUUGAUAAAUAACAGCAGGCAAAAUAAAACUUAAACCCAAUUUGUGUAUAUUUGUUAAAACAACUGCGUGGACAAUGGUUCAAGAACCAAAACGCAGUAUGAAUUUGUAUUUGUUUAUUUUCAGUGGGUUAAAUUAGUGGCUUCCUGAACUAGAUUUAUGGCUUCUUGUAGUGAUUCAUAAAAAAAAAAAAAUUCAGGCCAUGUAGCAUUACCAAUGUUUGUAUAUAGUCAGCUGCAAAUAUGUCUUGACCCCCAAAAAAUUCUAACAAAACGUUUCUCAGUGGUUUACAGUAGUAUCAAAAUGUACUCUGUCUCUGUAUGUGGCUGAACACGCGCCCGUGUCUUCUUGUCUGGUUGGUCUUGUGCCCUUGUCUAGUCCUUGUAGUUCUAUGUUUUUGUCUUGCUCCUUAUUUUAGUAAUUUGUUUGUUCUUGCUUUUGGCUUUUAUUUGUAAUAUUUAUUUGGCUUUUCUAGUCUUGAUUCUUGUUGGUUAAACUGGUCAUUUCUUAUCUUGUUACUUAACCUUUUACUAGUUUAUUGGCUUAUAUCUUUCCUCGUCUUGAGUUUAAUUUGUGUUUUUGUGGAGCUUUGUCCUGUCUAGUUUUGUGUUCCAGUUCCUGACCUGUCCCCGUGUGUCCUGCCCUGGUUUUACCUACCUGGCACUUGGUCUGUUUCAGAGUCAGUGUUUAACAAGUGUCUGAGAUCUGCUAUACAGUGCCUUGUGUGGUCUUCUCCAUCAGCCUGGUUUUGCUGCCCCCUCUGUUGCCAAGUAUUCUGCCAGUUGUUUCCUGAAGCUUUCCCAGUGGCCUCCCCUAGCUGUUCUUGUUAACUGUUAUCCUGUUGUGUUAUCUAUUGUUCACUUCACUACCCUCUUGUAUUAGUCUGUUUUGUCAAUAAAACCUUAUUACCUCCC
This is a messenger RNA of Carassius auratus (goldfish), 1509 nucleotides long. Its product is annotated as histone H2B. The transcript has a single exon. Bases 50 to 424 code for a protein of 124 amino acids. Gene Ontology annotation, molecular function: protein heterodimerization activity; structural constituent of chromatin; DNA binding. Lineage: Eukaryota; Metazoa; Chordata; Actinopteri; Cypriniformes; Cyprinidae. Gene Ontology annotation, cellular component: nucleosome. The record is from RefSeq and is a predicted model, not a curated record.